Molecule: messenger RNA, 1146 nt
Organism: Aspergillus tanneri
Lineage: Eukaryota; Fungi; Ascomycota; Eurotiomycetes; Eurotiales; Aspergillaceae
Exons: 3
Coding region: 1-1146 (381 amino acids)
Molecular function (GO): FMN binding; oxidoreductase activity
Source: RefSeq, a predicted model, not a curated record
AUGCGUUUUUUUCUCUUUGCGUCGGGAGUCCUGGCGACUCGACCGUUCCUUAACGAACCAGACACCGGGAUCGACGACGUGCUCGGCGACACGCCCCAAGGCUCCCUGCCUGCUCUCGAUCAGCUCGUCGGUCUGCCGGACUAUGACUGGGCUGCUCGACGCUAUAUGAAUGCCUCGUCGUACACAUACUAUCGCAACGGCGCCGCAGGGGAAUGGUCCUACCGCAACAAUCUCGAGGCCUACGGCCGGUUCCGAUUCCGACCUCGUGUCAUGGUUGAUGUGACCCAGAUCGAAUCGACCCUGUCGACCUCUAUCCUCGGGUACAACUUCUCCGCACCCUUCUACAUCAGUCCUUGUGCUCGGGCUGGUCUGGCCCAUCCCGAGGCGGAGAGGAACCUGGUAAAAGCGGCAUACCAGGAAGACAUCCUCUAUAUCCCGUCCCUCUUUGCCUCGUUGACCAUGGACCAGAUUGCGGCGGCCAAGCCAUCGAAUGGCUCGCAGGUGUUGUUCCAGCAGGUGUAUCUGGACAGUAACGAUACGGCAACGAAGGAACUAUUUGAUCAGGCCAAAGAGCUCGGUAGCAAGGCCCUUGUUUUCACCGUCGACGCAGCGGCCGGUGGCAAUCGACAACGUGCAGAGCGGUACAACAUGGGGUCGGCCAACACUGACUACACCUUCAUCACCUGGGAUUAUUACAAAAAGCUGCAAACCAUGACAUCUCUGCCAAUUGUUAUCAAGGGGAUUUCAUCUGUUGAGGAUGUGCGACUGGCGGUACAACACAAGGCCCCUGCUGUGAUUCUGUCGAACCACGGCGGCCGCAACCUGGAUAGCAGUCCCUCGCCGCUGGAGAUCGCAUUGGAAAUCUACCAGGAAGCGCCAGAGCUGUUCCACCAGAUCGAGAUCUACGCGGAUGGUGGCGUUCGCUACGGUGCAGAUGUGCUUAAGCUGUUGGCACUGGGGGUGCGAGCUGUGGGCAUCGGACGCCCGUUCAUGUUUGCCAACACUUAUGGCGUGAAGGGCGUCCAGAAGGCGAUUCAACAGCUGAAGCGCGAGAUUGCCGUCGAUGGGGGGAACUUGGGACUGGGAGAUCUUAAGAAGAUCAAUCCAUCUUACGUUAAAUGGGCGAACAAUGGAUGGUACUCCUGA